Messenger RNA from Mycotypha africana, 711 nucleotides. RefSeq lists its product as uncharacterized. The coding region runs from base 1 to 711 and encodes 236 amino acids. The transcript has 2 exons. NCBI's taxonomy places the organism in Eukaryota, Fungi, Mucoromycota, Mucoromycetes, Mucorales, Mycotyphaceae. The record is from RefSeq and is a predicted model, not a curated record.
AUGACAGCACCAGAGUCUUCAAUUUUGACUGCCUUACCUACGAAUACCAUACCAACUUCUUCGUUGAUACGUUCUGAUUCCCCAUUAUUGUCUCCAACCGACUCAGCAACAUCAGACAAUCAGGAAUACAAUAGUGGCUACCCAGACAAUAAAGAACCCUUUUCAAAUCUUCCAACGUCCGCCAGUUUUGGCAAUACUAUUUAUGCAGGUGCUGUCACUUUCGAAACACCCAAGAAAAGCAAAAGCAUGUACCCACUUUACCCAAUUCAAUCCAACGCCAAUGUUACCUUUAAGUGGGGAUAUACAGCAUUACGUGUGAGACCUGUUAAUCUAACGUUGGAUGCUGUGGGACCCAACUCUGUAACUUACACUAUAGCAAACUUGAACGGAUCAGCUACAGAAGCAACAUGGAAUUUAGCAUCUGUGCCAACAGAAACACCUUUGAUGAUGGGAUACUAUAAAGUACAGCUUUAUGAUCAACGUGGCUUGUCAGUAAAUUAUUCCCCAGGUUGGAUGAUCCCAUGCACAACACUUUCUAUCGGUCUUUAUUCAGUAGAUACAUACGAUCCUUUCACCACUUUGAAUAAUUACUGCCCUUUAUGCUUCUAUAAUGCUGGUACUUCCAUUCGUGGCGCGCUUGGGCCUAUUCUCGCAACUUUAGGUGUCGCACUGCUAACAUCUGUAAUCAUAUUGAUCAACAUAUUUAAUUGA